This is a messenger RNA of Bradysia coprophila, 1631 nucleotides long. Its product is annotated as adipocyte plasma membrane-associated protein-like. NCBI's taxonomy places the organism in Eukaryota, Metazoa, Arthropoda, Insecta, Diptera, Sciaridae. Gene Ontology annotation, cellular component: endomembrane system. Gene Ontology annotation, molecular function: hydrolase activity. The record is from RefSeq and is a predicted model, not a curated record.
UGUAACUUGUCGUCUUUUCAAUAUUAAUUAAGUGCCUUUUACUACAUGCUGUGAUCGUUGUGUUGAAGAGUCUAGAAAUUUCAUUAGUUUAAAAGGGAAUGUUCCUUCAUAUGCUCCAAUACAUUCACGGCUUUUGUGUUCUCAUCCUCCCACUAUUCUCGCCUUGUAUACCUUUUAAACCUACCAUUUUUACUAUCAGUAUCAGACGGCCAUCGCAGAGUGUUGUUCAUCGAAAAAUCGGACAGCAAUACAUUCGGAACUAUAAGACAAAGUUUCACAACCGUUUCGAUUGUUGAAUUAGAAUAAUUUAACGAAAAUGCAGAGAAUAACCAUUUCGGUAGUUGUACUUGCAGCGUUGGUGUAUUAUGUAACUUUCGCGCCUCCAAACAAAUAUUUGAUUGACAUUAAUCCAGUAGCUUACAGUGCCAAACCUGUUAAUAUUUUCGAUGGUCCCAUUAAACCAAAUAACAUUCUUUCGAAAGCUGAACACCUGCUAGUCAAUGACAUUCAUGGUCCCGAGUCACUCGUCUAUAAAAAUGGUCAUCUCUACGCCACAACUUUUGGCGGAAUGGUGGUUCGUAUUGAGGGCUCAAGAAUUGUUCCAAUAGCAAAAAUUGGUGAUGGCAAAUGCGAUGUUCCAUCGAAAUUGAGCGAAUGCGGAAGACCACUGGGCCUAAGAUUUAACUCAAGGGAAACGCUUUAUGUGGUAGACGCGUACCAUGGUCUGUAUUCGAUUGAUUCAAUCGACACGUUGGAUCGUAAAGUUACUCAGUUGUUGCCCCUUUCUGCGACUCGAAAUCUCAAAGGAGGGGAAUCCAAGUUUUUUGACGAUAUUACUGUUGAAGAGGGUGCUGGAAAGAAUGGAGGCGACGUCAUUUACAUCACUGAUGUUGGCACGAAAUGGGACUUGUCGGCGUUUAUAAACAUCAUCAUUGAGCAAGAAAACAGUGGACGAUUGUUGCGAUUCGAUACUGACACAAAACAAGUGACGGUGGUUGAUGCUGGCUUUGUUUUUCCGAAUGGAGUACAAAUUACGGAUGAUGAGAAUUCGGUAUUAGUGUGUGAACUGGGUAAACAGCGAAUUCUACGGAUUUUUAUCAAUGGUCCAAAAUCUGGUAAAACUGAAAUUUUUGCCAAUCUUCCUGGCGAGUGCGAUAACAUCAGGAGAAGUGCAAAUGCUAAGACGGAAACUUAUUGGGUUGCAUUACCGACAGUGAAAGACUCGUCGAAUCUUACGAUGUUUGACCGAGUUAUGGAGAGUCCACUUAUUCGAAGAUUUUUAUGCCGAUUCUUUAACUUAUCGGAAAUAAUCGUUGAAACGAUGGGCGAAUUGUUUUAUUCGGAAAGUUUGAAGUCUGCAGGUCACUUGUUUAAAAACGGUAUGCUUGCCUUGCUGUUUCAUGGCUCUGCAGUGAUUGCUGAAUAUGACGCUAAGGGGCAAAUUUUGGCUGCAUAUUUCAGUACGACAGACGAAAUUGGAUAUUUGUCGGAAGUUACCGAAGUUUUGGGUGACAAUGGAGAACGAAUAUUGUAUCUCGGAUCAUUUUUGAAUAAUUUCUUGGGGAAGCUAGUCCUUAAAUGAUAAUUGACCAAUCGAUGGGAAAAUGUUAAUAAAGGUUAUGAUCAAGGCA